AUUACUAGCGGCAACUAAGAAGACAAAUUGAUUAAGAUAUGUAACUAACAAGCAGAUCUUAUGUUUGUUUUUCAAAAAGUAGGAAUAAAUAUAUCACGUAGAAUUUGCACUUUGGAUGGACAUGCAGGGACCAUCUGCUUACUCGACCGCAUCUCUGCGCGUUGCUGGAAGGAGAGACUCUGGUGGGGAUAUAGCGGCUGACCCGAGCCUUGACACGAAACACUUUCGCGUUUGUCGUUUCAUCAUGGAGACAGGAGUGAAACUCUGCAUGCGCUCGGUGCCCGUGGCUACAGCAUGUGUGCUCUAUCAUCGUUUCUUUGAGAGGGUCAGUAUCCAUGCCUAUGAACCCUACCUAGUGGCCAUGAGCUGUGUGUACCUGGCUGGUAAAGUGGAGGAGCAGCACAUCAGGACCCGUGAUAUCAUCAAUGUAAGCCACAGGUAUUUCAACAGUGGCAGUACUCCUUUAGAAUGUGACAAGGAGUUCUGGGACCUGAGGGACAGCGUGGUGCAGUGUGAGCUCCUCAUCCUCCGACAGCUCAACUUCCAAGUCUCCUUCGAACACCCUCACAAGGUAUAUUUGCUCCACUACCUGCUGUCUGUCAAGUCACUUGUGAACCGCCAUGCUUGGUCUCGAACUCCUGUAGCUGAAACUUCCUGGGCGCUGCUUAGAGACUGUUACCAUGGAGCCAUGGUCAUCUGCCACAGACCCCAACACAUCGCCAUAGCAAUGCUGUACCUGGCUCUAAACAGCUAUGGAGUGGAACUGCCUGCUGGGGAGAGAGAGUGGUGGCAGGUGCUGUGUGACGACGUGAUGAAAGCAGAUAUCGACGCUGUGAUCGCAGACCUUCUUCAGCUCUAUGAUAUGGAGGCCAAGUGUAUCUGAUGUAUCUGAACAACACACCUACAAGACCAUCACGUCUCUGUUUUGCCACUUGACUGUGCAGUACAAAGCUGAAUGUGUGUUAUGGUGCACAUUGUAGUGUAAAACUGUACUUAUAUAGUGCUCUGCUACAACUGAGCACUCAAAGUGCUUGUGUUCAGGUGUGUCUAAGGUAGAAGAGCACUUUGUGUCUUUGCCCCAGUUAUUCUGUGAGUUAACAAAAACAUGCCUGCACUACUGAUUUCUUCCAGUGUGGGGAGACAUUUCUGUCAUUUCUGAUCUGUUAUUUGUCGGCCUUGCACUGCAUAAUACAUCCUGAGCGCUUCAAAAACAUGCUGACUCUCAGUACCACCGAUCUCUUCAUAUUCCACACAUCACACAUUUUUACUACAAAUGCUAGAUGGUGACUACUCUUAGAUCUUUCUGGACUAGGGUAGUACAGCACAGUUUUUUUGUUUGUUUGUUUUUUCUUUGAGAUUAUAGGCUUGAUUAGUACCUUGCAGAAUAAACCUGCAUAUUUUCAAGGACAAUGGAUGCUACAUACUGGAUACCAUAAAUAUCUUGUAUUUUUACGAUGCAUAGUAUUCACAUACAAAUGCAUUGGUUGGAUGAAGUAUUAUAGAGGAAUAUCUGUAAUUUCCAUUAAUCCAUUCAUUUUUAUUAACUACUUGUUCAGUUCAGGGUCACAGGAGGCCUGGAGCCUAUCCCAGCCACGAUCGUGGCUAAACAACUUGCAAGUCUGUUUCAGGGCUAGCAAAUUUUUACAUAUUCAUGCAUUUUCUCCAUGUAUAAUAAUGUUUACAUAUUAUGAUUAGAAACUAUUUGUAAUUUAAAGGGGGCUCAUUCUGAUAAUAAUACAAAUAUUUGGGACUCGUUUCCCCUAUAUUCUGUCAGAAAUACAUUGUGUUACAAUGGCUUUCCACCAGGAAAGAUGUUAAACCAGCAAGUGGAGUCGGGUAUAGUGCUAUAGAGCAACUAAAAUGCUUAUUGCAAAAUGCACAGACAUGAGCAAGCUGAGUAAGUGCAGCUCUGUAGACGGGGAGACGAGGGAGUAUAUUUCCCACUUCCAGCAUGGCGAGAAAGUAACAUGUCUAUAUACCAGGGGAGAGCUGACCUCAUUCACUUACAGUAUGAUUAUAAGACUGAGCCUACCUUAAGUUCAUGGAUGUCAAAUGAAUAGAUAAAACAGUGUUAAGAGAUUUUUAAAUGGUUCUUUAUUCCCAAGUUUUACUUAUAUUUUUUUCAAGCUCAUUUAUAGGAAAUACUUUGAAUGGAAAAGAUGAUGUUGAACUUUUAAAGUUUAAUCAUUUAAAGUUAACAUUGUGUCACCCAAAAAUGAAAAUAUGGUGUUGGAAAUGAAAAUAAGAUCUUUUUAAGGAAACUAUAAAAAGGAACUAAAUUUGUAACCAAUUUGUUUGGGACUGAGACAAUAAAGGGAAAUGCUGAGAAACAGA
Maylandia zebra (zebra mbuna) is the source of this 2334-nucleotide messenger RNA. Lineage: Eukaryota; Metazoa; Chordata; Actinopteri; Cichliformes; Cichlidae. The record is from RefSeq and is a predicted model, not a curated record.